UCAACCCCCACCACAGUGUACCGCGUAGAACAUGCUAGGUGGACAAUAUUAUUUUAUAAUAUUUAACGAUGCUUUUAUAUAUAAGUAGUCAUAUUGAGGUAUUAUUAAUAAUUUUUGGUAUGAUUUUGUAAUAAAAAACAAAAUAUAUAUAUAUGAAAACAAAAAUAAUAUAUUUAGAAAUAAUAAACUAACAAUAAAAUUGCAUUAAAUAAAUAAAUGCCUACUAUACAAAUUAACUUAACCUAAACCUAAUCAUCAGAAUCAUCAUCAAAAUCUUCUGGUGAAUCGUCAUCAUUUUGUGGCAAUGUGCGACAAUAUGAUGACGUUUCCGGUCUUGAUGCUACUAUGGUCGGGCUUACAAUUAACUUUAAUACCUCUCUGCACAUAUUUUUUCCGGCUUUUUUUGGGGAAUCUCACGAAGGCUAUUGAUCAAAGGGUCAGAUGUUAUUAUUAACAUGGAGAGCAAGUCUCUAUUCGUAGCAACACGUGAGCACUUGCGGGUGUUGUACUCCCUAAAUCUGCGGCAAUCUUUGUUACGUGCUUCUUGAGCCUCUUCGGAAAGCUGCCCAAUUGGAAGCAAUGCCGCUUUGAUGACCUCAGUACUGUGUACUAAUAUUUUAUGUACAGUAGCAGGCAUAUAGUACCACGAAUAGAGACUAAAGUAAUGUCUUCUAGUUUCAAGACAAAAUUCAUUAAAUUCAACCAAGUUUAUUUCGAACCCAGAAGACAAUGUCCUCAAAAUAACAUCAAACUGUUUGAUAAUAGUAACAUCUAACCCUGUGAUUUGAGCGCUCAUCUCAGCAUUCUUAAAAAAGCGACGUCAAAAAAUGCUACUUAUGGCGGAUUGUGUGAACUAAUAGCAGCAGGAUUAAUAUUCCCAUUUAAGUUUGAAGUUUAUAGAAACGGUCUCAUAUAUACGGAAUCUGGAUCUAAUUUGUGGCCCCAGGUUAAUAUUCUUAAGCUCUCUAAAAAUAUGAGAGCACAUUUGGGCGGGGAUGAGUCUGCUGGUAGAUUUUCAGAUCUCCUUCUUAAAAUCGGUAAUGGUGAUUUUCCAUCGUUUGAUGGCAUGUUAACCAUCCCGGAAGAAUUGUGCACAGUUGUUACUACGGUUCAAGAAUUGCUGUCUAAAGUUUAUCCAGACAUUAUUCAUAUACAUGACAAGCCUAUUGAAUGGUUAUGUGAGCGUGCCAUACUUACUCCAAAGAACGAUCAAGCAGCAGCUAUCAACGAUAUCCUGCUCAUGUCGUUUGAGGGCGAAGAAAAGGUCUAUACUUCGAUUGAUACUGUAGUUAAUACGGAUGACGCUACUAAUUACCCUGUAGAAUUUUUAAAUUCAUUGAAACCGCCAGGUUUGCCUUAUCAUAAGCUUAUUCUGCGCGUGGGUACUCCAAUUAUGUUGUUGCGAAAUUUAAAACCACCAAAACUUUGUAACGGUACGAGACUGCAAGUGAAAGCGUUACAUCGCAAUAUAGUGGAAGCCACUAUAUUAACUGGGUGUGCAACAGGGGAAACUGUAUUUAUACCACGAAUCCCAUUAAUACCUAACGAUAUCCCGUUCGAAUUUAAACGAUUACAGUUUCCCCUAAAAGUCUGCUUUGCCAUGACAAUAAAUAAGUCUCAGGGGCAAACUCUCAAAUUUGCGGGUAUUGACUUGAGAGAACAUUGCUUCUCUCAUGGACACAAAGUUCUAGCACUCCUGAUUACCACACCCAAGGUUAUUUUAGUAGGCCACAUCAUCUUGACUCUACACCAGCAGUAGAAGGUUCGCCAUCAGUAGAAUCUACAGUGAGCCAGGAGUCAGACUUCCCAGAUCUAAGUAAUUUUUAAAAUAAGUGUUUGUUUUUGUAAGCCUUUGUAAUUUAAAGUUUUAAUUAAUAAUUACAGAAAUUAAAGUUCCUAUCUUAAAAAUAUCGCUAGAUUUACUUCAGGGCACAAGCUUUUUCUCCAGGUAGUGUCUUUCUUUUUUAAAUCCUUUUCUAAUCGUUUAAGAAGGUCAAAAGUAGACGUCGUCAUUCGGAAGUAAGCAAAAAAUUUAGAUUCGUCUUCUUUUAGCUGACGCACAAAAGCAGCACCUCUACAUCUUUCCCUUAAUAAUGGAUGGAUCCAAUAACGCCGGGGCUUCCUCAAACGCAGACGACGAUAGUACCAAUACAACACGACAACGUCCAUCCUCGUAGAAAAGUGGACGAACACUAAAGAACGAAAGUGCAGCGUAUCUCUAGUAGCGACGUAUCCGUUAAAAAGGAUCCUGUAAAUGCUGUGUGAAUACUAUCUCCAGUAGCGACAAAUCCGUUAAGAAGGAUCCUGUAAAAAUAGACGUUCUAUGUGAACUCGCCCUGAAUCACCUCCAGUAGCAACGGAUCCGUUAAAAAGGAUCCUAUAAAUGCUGUGUGAAUACUAUCUCGAUUACUAUCUCGACGGAUUCGUUAAAACAUUAAACUGUUAAAACGGUCGUUAUAUGUGAACGCGCCCUAAGACUUGCAUGCGUGAUUUAUGUAGAUCAGAAGUUGAUUUGCAAUCUUUCAAUUAUGAAAUUGAUUAUACAAAAAAAUCAUUAUUUCUCCCCGCAAUAAUUUACAUAAUUUAAUGCCAGAUAUUUAUCAUUUGAUUGUAGCAUGCUUACGUGAUUGCCCAGAAUCAAAUGUAUUAUAUGUAAGUAUAUAAAAAAAAAUAAGUUUAUGAUUAAUUGUGCAUGUGAUUAUAAUAUAAUAACCUGUAUGAAACACAAAGAGUUGUUGAUUAAAUUUAUUAACAAUCUUGCAAUCAAGUUGAUUAUACACAGUUGGUGUACAGGGGUAAACAGAAUUUUAAAGGGCAAAAUAAUGAAAUUCGAUAAGAAUGACCAUGACAUACAACAAACGUAUAAUUAUACUAUAAAAAGAAACCAAUAAAUAAUUAAAUCAAUUACGUUGUUUUAUUUAAAAUUAGUACCAGUAUAAUAUUAAAUUACUUUGAGACUAAUGAAAAAGUUUACUUUGAACUAUCAGUGGAAAAAAGCCGUUUUUCGACACAGAGCUAUUAUAGAAGAAGACUCCAAUUAUACAGAUGUUCCGGAUAUAUCAGCGAUGGAUUAUUUUUAUAAUUUUUUUCGCCAGACAUUCUAACAGAUAUCGUAGAGCAAACAAAUUCUUACUCAAUAGGAAACACUGGACGUUCACUUGGUUUGACGGAAGAUGAGCUUCGCGAUUUUCUAGCCAUACAUAUUAUAAUGGGGGUCGUGAAUAUGCCAGCAUAUACGGACUUUUGGAGUUUACGAUACAGGUAUAACUUAGUAGCAGAUUUGAUGACACUAAAACGAUAUCAACAAAUACGUCGCAAUUUGCACUUCGUUGACAAUAAUAUACAGGAUUCCGACCGAUAUUACAAAGUGAGGCCAUUUGUGCAGAAAGUAAGACAAAAUUGUCUAGCACAGGAAAAUGAACGGAAGUUUAGUAUAGACGAGAUGAUGAUUCCGUAUAAAGGAACCAAAGCUGGAAAACGCCGUCAAUAUAUGAAGGACAAACCCAACAAGUGGGGUUUCAAAAAUUAUGUCCGCGCCGGAGUCUCAGGCAUGGUAUAUGAUUUUCUUCUUUAUGGUGGCGAAGAUACAUUCAGAUUUUACACGUUUUCAGAUAAGGAAGCUUCUAUAGGUUUCGGAGGACGAAUUGUAAUCGCUUUAUGUCAAAGCAUAAAAUUCAAACCGGCUUUUGUUUUCUGUGACAAUUUUUUUUCCUGCCCUGAGCUGUUUUACAUUCUACGCGAAGAAUACGGUAUAUUUGGUUUGGGGACUAUAAGAAACAAUAGACUUAGAGGAGCAGAAAAAGUGUUGCCUUCAGAGAAAGAGAUGAAAAAGAAGCCUAGAGGAAGUUAUUCACAAGUAGUGUGCAACAAAAAUAGAUUAUCGGUAGUGAGAUGGAACGAUAACAAACCUGUUACCCUAAUUAGUUCAUAUGUAGGCGUAGAACCUGUCGAAAAAAUGAAAAGAUACUGUAAGGAGACAAAAAGCAAAAUCGAUGUCGACUGUCCCCAAAUAGUCAAGGAGUAUAAUAAACAUAUGGGGGGAGUCGACUUAGCCGACAUGCUUAUAUCUCUCUAUAAAACACAAUUUAAAAGUAGGCGUUGGUACAUAGGUUUUUUUGUUCAAAUACUUGACAUAUGCAUAAAUAAUGCCUGGCUUUUAUAUAGGCGGGAUCAAGCUCAAUCAAGCAAGCAAUAUAUACCUCUAAAAGAUUUUAGGUACGAAAUAUACGAAGGCCUGAAAAAAUUUGGUCGUGCUGAUAAAAAUGACAAAGCCAGAAAAGGUGUGCCAUCAGCUAACCCAGUGGAAUCGUUACGAUACGAUGCCAUUGGUCAUUUUAUGAUAAUGACCACUCAAGGCAGGUGCAAGCUAUGUCAGAAGCUUACCACUGUAUUGUGCAUGAAAUGCAAAGUGCGGCUAUGUUUCGUAACAGGGAAGAAUCCCAGAAACUGUCAAUUAGAUUACCAUGUAAAGGCGUAAAUUAGUCAUUUCAGUUCAAUAAACGUUUAUACUAUUAUUAUCUUUUGUAUUUUUUUUGCUAUUCCUGCUCCUGGAUAAACUCCCGUCGAAAUUUCAUAAGUUUUAGGACUCACUUCCGUCGGUAUUUCAUUAGUCACUGCACUUGGCAAUGUAUAUCCCAGCAUACACGACUUUGAUCCCUUGGUUUUCUAUUCACUUGGCAAUGUAUGCUGUGUCAUACAUGAGUUUUCAGGAAAACUGAAACGUAAAGAUAUUUUUUCGUAUUUUUUUGUAAUGCCUUAAAACGUCUUAAACCCGAUUUCAAUAAAAAAAAAUCGGUUUAUGUAAAAAAAAAAUUCUGCCAAAUUAAGGGUUAAAGAUUCUUUUUUAGCUCUUAUUCCAUUAGAAGAAGCUAAUGCAGCAACCUUGUUUGAACACAUUGUAAACUUUUUUAGAAGCAAUAAUAUUCCAUUUAAAAAUAAUCUAAUAGGUUUUGCAUCUGAUGGGGCAAACGUAAUGAUGGGACGUAAUAAUUCUGUUGUAACGUUGCUGCAAAAUUAAAUUCCCAACAUUUUUAUACUUAAAUGCGCCUGCCAUUCGUUUCAUCUUUGCGCGUCAUAUGCUUGUGCCAAAUUGCCACGCUUUAUAGAGGAUUUUGUAAGAGACAUUUACAAUUACUUUUCUUCUAGUCCAAAAAGAGUGGCAGAGUUUAAAAACUUCCAAAUGUUUUGCGACUUAACACUACAUAAAAUACUCCACCCCUCUCAAACACGCUGGAACAACUCUUUGCUCUAAAACUAUUUUUUAUAGAUCAAAUCUCUAACAAUGAUCAUCUUUUAGCUGCAG
Molecule: messenger RNA, 5302 nt
Organism: Spodoptera frugiperda (fall armyworm)
Lineage: Eukaryota; Metazoa; Arthropoda; Insecta; Lepidoptera; Noctuidae
Product: piggyBac transposable element-derived protein 3-like
Exons: 2
Coding region: 3209-4477 (422 amino acids)
Source: RefSeq, a predicted model, not a curated record